UUCUCUCUCUCUCUCUCAGCCGUCCGUCCGUCACAUGGAGCCCAAUCAAGAGCCGAAGUGGGAAGGGAAGGCGAGGGCGAAGGUCAGAAGCGCAACAGCUGAUCAGGUAUGGCCCUUUUUAGAGGACUUCUCUAGCUUACACAAAUGGCUCCCUAGCAUCGACACGUGUCGCAUCGUGGACGGUGUAGCAGGGCAACCUGGAUGUGUAAGGUACUGCGCUGGCACAUCGGUCCCAUCGGACGGUGGUGGUGAGACCGUCAGUUGGGCCAAUGAGAAGUUGCUCAGCAUAGAUCCAAUCGGACGGACUUUAAGCUACGAGGUCAUAGAUAACAACGUUGGGUUUGGAUGGUACGUGGGGACUUUCAAGGUGUCCACAGAAUCGGACGGUGGAGAAGGGUGUACGAUCGAGUGGUCCUUCAUCGCGGAUCCGAUGCAGGGAUGGAGUCUAGAAGGCCUUGUUACCUACGUCGAGGAAUCUCUGAAAGCCAUAGCUCAGAGAAUGGAAGAUGCUCUUCAAACUAGCGUAUGAUUUUCGUGCGGACCCUCCCCUCUUUUUUUCUUUUCUUUUCUUCCUUUUUUUUUUUUUCAUGCUUAUCUUUUUAGAUGUAUGUGAUCUAAAAUCCCUCUUUAUUUUCAUAUGCGACAAUCUAUCUAGAAUUCAACGGUCAUUUGUUGACCA
Messenger RNA from Magnolia sinica, 679 nucleotides. Its product is annotated as lachrymatory-factor synthase. Lineage: Eukaryota; Viridiplantae; Streptophyta; Magnoliopsida; Magnoliales; Magnoliaceae. The coding region runs from base 35 to 529 and encodes 164 amino acids. The record is from RefSeq and is a predicted model, not a curated record. The transcript has a single exon.